ACUUCCCCUUCUUUUACGCACCUUCAUUUUCACAAUUUGGAUUUUUCUUCUCUCUUUACUCGACGCCGCUCGCUCGCGCUCUCUCUCUUUCUCUUGCCUACAUUUUGCGAUGGUUUGUUCACCAAUUCAGCUCUUUCUUUCCUCUGUUUUCUCUUAGUUUCAGACCAUAUCAGACCACUUUUUUGCUUUUUCAACCAAAUUAAGAUCUUAGUAUUGAGUUUUUCAAACCAUCUCUAAUUAAUUCUUCAUUCACUUUGAACUCAAGAGAGCGAGUGGCAAAAUCGUGCAAUUGAAGAGGAUUACGGCAAAUCAAGAAGAGCUAGUAUUAGAGAAGAAAUGGAUUGUGAUAAUAAAGGCAGGGAUUUUGAUGAUAAUACCUUUGAAAGGCAACAAAGGAGGCCAGAAGCUUCCAUUUCCCAAAGACGUUUCAAGAAAAUCAGAAGUCCCGAACGCCAAUACAGCUAUUCUCAAUCUUCUUCUUACUCUCACCAACAGCUUUCACAAUCCUCUCUUCCUUAUAAUAAUCCCAUAUCUAUGUCAUUUCCUCCUCCUCCCUCCUCAAAGCUUGUUUUUCCUUUUUCUUUUGACGCAACACAACAGUCAACAGAAAAUUUAUAUCAAAUCAGACCAAACACAACUCCUCUGUUUCCCCCCCAGUAUCAAAAUCAGCAGCAAAUGAUCUCAUUUUCACCUCAACAAUGCCCUUACCCUCCCUAUUUUGCAGGACAAUCACAGAAUCAGCAGCAACUGUUGCAGUACUGGAAUGAAACGCUAAAUUUAAGUCCGAGGGGAAGAAUGAUGAUGAUGAGCAGAUUAGGGCAAGAUAGUAAGGGUUUGUUUAGGCCGCAAUUGCAACCUAUUAAUACGACGAAGCUUUACAGAGGAGUGAGACAGAGACAUUGGGGUAAAUGGGUUGCUGAAAUUCGUCUUCCUCGAAAUCGGACUCGUCUUUGGCUUGGUACUUUUGAUACAGCUGAAGAUGCAGCUAUGGCUUAUGAUCGCGAGGCGUUUAAGCUUAGAGGAGAGAAUGCUAAGCUCAAUUUCCCUGAACUAUUUCUUGGUAAAGACAGAGAGGGACCGUCGAUAGAAAGUGUUGAAUCAAAGCAGCCUGAUCAAGAAUCAGAAAGCCUUCAGUUGGAACCUUUAAAUAUAGAGUUACUACCUCCGCCCCCGCCACCACCUGAAGUUGACAAUCAAGACGAGGACUCGGGAAUAGGAUCGAGCGAGGUGACUGCUUGUGAUGAAGUUCAAGGUGUAUCAUUACAAUCAACUGAAUUGGUAUGGGGUGAAAAUGAAAUGGCUGAGGCUUGGUUUAAUGCAAUACCAGCAGGUUGGGGUCCAGGAAGUCCAGUUUGGGAUGAUUUAGACACAAAUAAUAACUUCAUUUUUCCUCCUAAUUUUCACUUUGGGAAUGUUCAUACUCAUAAUUCUGAUCCUCACAAUCAGCAUAUUCAUGAUAAUACUGAUCCAUCUUCGCCUUCUUGUCCUAUGAGACCUUUCUUUUGAAAAUGUUCCACACUUGUCAUACAUAUAUAGGUGUUUUUCACGCGUUGGCCAUUGGAGAUCUGUUUUUAAAUGAUUUCCUCGGAUUUCUGGCUAAACCAGUGAGUUUAUGUUGCAUCUUUGUUCAUCUCUUUUCCUAUGGUUGCAGUUUUUAGCCUGCAAUUAGGAAGAUUUUAACUCUUUACUUGACUAUCCCUUGCCCUUAGUUGUCAUGUCCGCAAAAUGGCUGCAUAUUUAAGGCCAUUCUUGCAAUGACAACUUUUCUUGUUUAUUUCUUCGUGAGACAAAUAUAUCAGUAUUUAGUUGGUCAUGUCCUUAUAUAUUUUUGCAUUGGCAGUGUUUGAUUUAGUGUAGUAGGUUUGCCUUAGUACCAAUGUCAAGAGAGACAGUUUUAUGAUCUACUCUUGACGGUCACAAGCUUAAUUUUUGAUUUGCGAGGAUGGAGAAAAUAGCUACACAAGUGUCUGUAUGUAUAUGUUUGAUCUAUAUGCUAGUAUAUAUGUUGUUAUUUAUUGAAAGUAUUAGUUCAGCAUUUCCUCUUCUGUAUUA
Molecule: messenger RNA, 2052 nt
Organism: Nicotiana attenuata
Lineage: Eukaryota; Viridiplantae; Streptophyta; Magnoliopsida; Solanales; Solanaceae
Product: ethylene-responsive transcription factor ERF054-like
Exons: 1
Coding region: 337-1506 (389 amino acids)
Biological process (GO): regulation of DNA-templated transcription
Molecular function (GO): DNA binding; DNA-binding transcription factor activity
Source: RefSeq, a predicted model, not a curated record